Molecule: messenger RNA, 4506 nt
Organism: Ornithodoros turicata
Lineage: Eukaryota; Metazoa; Arthropoda; Arachnida; Ixodida; Argasidae
Exons: 2
Coding region: 1-4506 (1501 amino acids)
Biological process (GO): positive regulation of transcription by RNA polymerase II
Cellular component (GO): nucleus
Molecular function (GO): protein binding; transcription cis-regulatory region binding
Source: RefSeq, a predicted model, not a curated record
AUGGCUUCAACAUCUGAAUUGGAUCUGAACAUGGAAAAGUCAGAAGAAUGGAAGGAGGUCAGGAAGGAAAUGCAUCGAGCCAUAGCGGACAGAGAUGAGACCCGUGUUCUAAAGUGCCUUGAUGCUGUGCCUGCCCUGAAACUGUGGUUAGACCCCGAUAAAGAUGUCUCUGCUCGCUACAAAGCUAUUGAAGAGAAAGCUUUCCACAUUCAUGGUCUGCUAGUCUCGCGUGAAUGUCGACUCAAGGACGCAGGAGAAUCAUCGUGUUACGAACGUCUCACACCUCUUGGACGAGCUGAAAUUCGACGGCAGCGGUAUUACACCACAGAAUGCGGGGACUCUUACAUCGACUAUCUGAAAAGCAAAUCACGGAGCGUCACCAGAUGUGAUGACUUCAAUGAGCGAUUGGAGAAGAUGUUCAAGCACCUCUCCAGUGACGAAUUAAACAGGAAUAUUCUGAAAGUGGCUGCAACAGCACCGCACCUGGAAGUAGUAUUCGACUACAAGAGUGAAAGCGUUCAGCGGACUACGGGAUGCUCGGGUAGACACAACCGCGGUCUCGCUUUCUACAAAGAACAAAGAGUUUUCGUCGGGGCCAGCACUGAAGAAGCCGUAACCCGCGGGACGCUCAUUCACGAGUUAUGUCACGUGGCGCUUUGCCUAGUGUAUAAUAAUGAUUGCAAGCCUUAUUCCCGCGUGGAUACGGAGAGAGAACAGCAAUAUGGAGCCAUUCUGACUGACAUAAAACGAAGGAAAGAAGAGCUGAAUCUUCUUAUCCAACAAGCAUUCUUCGGAAACGAAGAAGAAGAGCUAAUUGUACGGAUCCCUCACAUACUGGCUCAAUAUGGUUGCGACGAAAGUGAUAGCGUUAUUCAAAGUCAAGUACCGGAACUACGAAAUUUUUUCGAGGAACAUGUCAUCCCGGACAUGCGGGAAUACAUUCAGAAUGGAAUCCCAACCAUAGAUGCAACUAAGAUAGAAAUAGAAAACGCGAGACUCAACAAAGCUUUAAAAACUGGCAAACUCGAAGUCCAAUUCGAGAAACCACUAAAGAAGAGUGUCUGGAAAGAGGGGUCACUUCACGUAUUUACGGGUCCAGAACUGAGGCUUCUCGAAAUAAUGGUUCACAACGCUGUGAAAUCUACGGGAAGGCCAUACUUGUUUUUCGAAGCGAACCAAUAUGACUCCACUCUGCGGGAUGUGCUACUAGACUACAAAUGUGCAUUUGUGCUAGUAUCCGUCCAUCCAAACGAAGACGUCCGAAAGAUCAUUGAACUUCUCAGUGAAGUAUCCUGUGUCACUGGAUCAAAAGUCAUCUUGCUCGUGGAAGACAGUGAGAAAGGAAACUUGAUGAAAAAAGUGCAACAAGAUGCAUUCUUUGCGGAGAGGCACAGAGUUCAUAAGGUCAUCGAAGCAAAUUUUGACCGUAUUACCUAUAGCUGUAAAAAAGAAGUUUUCGAAAAUUCCCGCGUAAAACUUCAGGGCCAAGACGUUUCUACUCUUUCGAACGCAAUGAAUAUAGACACCCUCUUACGUUGCGUAGACACUGCGGUUUUCCUAAAGCUAUGCGAGUCGGGGAACAUUGACCUGGGACCUCGUCUUCAUGAACUGGAAGAACGUGUUCAGAACUAUUAUGUGGAACGAGAGUAUAGAAGAGCCGUGGAAAUUGACUUAAAAAAAUGCAAUCUAAAAGACGACAGUGAGGCUUUCGCUCUUCUGGGCUGUCCACAUAAUCAGGUCGCAAAACUUCUACCUCGCGGUUGUGAGCCAAAAGCCAAAGGGGAAUUAACGAAGUUCGAGAAAUUCGUACUCCUCCAAGAACCACGUGACUACGAAGCUCUCCUGGAAGAUGGUCAUUUCCAAGACAAAGUAGUGCACCUGCUAAAGUUCGACGAAGCUCGUAAGAGACUCUUGUGGACCAAAUCGAAUGGUCGUCUCAGUCACCUUCCAAUGACGAGAAGUGAGAGAUACACCGAGGACGCGUUGUUGAACGUUGACGAGAAGGUUGUCAUAGUCUCUGGCACACCAGGUAUGGGAAAGAGUACUCUAGCAAAGCGCUUGUGCACAGAAGUAAAAAAUCGAGAUUCGAAGCGGUGGGUGAUGUACGUCGACCUUCCUCAGAGAAUGGCAUCUGUUAAAACAGCGUUGGCGAGUCAAGCGGAUAUGUGCAAGUAUCUAGCGGAUCUGUGUCAAGUACAAAAAAAUGGUAUAGAGUUCGCUUUGUUCGAGAAAAGUUUGAACGACGGAAGCCCUUUCGAGAUUGUCAUCAUCUUGGAUGCCUUCGAUGAACUGAACGAGGAAUACCGCAAGUGCGUCUUGGAGCGUACAUCGUCUCUAUCUGAAAAGAUAGCGUGCAAGAUAUAUAUGUUUACUCGUACCGUAUUUAAGCCCCAUGCACAAGAUGCUCUGCACACGGUGUCAUAUGAACUCCUUUCUUUUUCAGCCGAAAAUCGGGCGGAGUUCAUUAGAAAAUAUGAGGAAACAGCUCAUUCAACCAAUGAAAACGAUGGAGCUUCUGAGCUGUUCCAGAGACUGCUCACGAACUUGAUGGAGACAAACGAGACAAUCCUGGAAACCCCUCUCCUGCUUCGUAUGAUCUUAGAAAUGAAGAAUGGGGAAAUUGCAAAGUCUGACGAUUACUCUUCGUUACUUGAACGUGCAAACAUAUCAGCCGAUAAGAACUUAUACAUUGUACACGUCUACAGGUUGUUUGUCUGGUACAAGUACCUUGUAUUCAGAAUUGAAAAAAGAAAAGAAAAUCUCCGCCUACACGCCGUGCAAGAGGAGGAUGACUCCGCAGCGCUUCAGUUUUACAAAAACCAUGAACUUCUCGCUAUGAAGUGUAUAUUCCCCCAGGAAACCUUGGAAUCCUUAUUGAACAGAGAUGAAUUAGAGAAUGUAGAGCCUGAAGGACGUUUAAUGAAGGACGCAGCUAAUAAUUGUCUCAAAGAAGGAUUUCUGAAUGGUCUGAACAACGGAAUUCCAGAGUUCGUUCAUAAGACAUUCGCUGAAUUCUUUGCAGCCGAUUACUUACUGAAAAAAGCGAAAGUAACAGAAAAUUUAGACCUGAGGGAUGUCAUUGUCGAUCUGUACCGUGAAGAAGAAUACAGCGGUGUAAUGAUGUUGUUCGACGCACUGGCAUCGGAGUCCUUUCCCCUUCACUCUGCUGUGAUGAACAAUGACGCUUCAUAUUUUGAGCAACGCGUUAUCCAAAGAGAGGAUAUGUUGAAAGUCGAUGAGCUCAAAAGGACGCCAUUGCACUUAGGAGCCCUGCAUUCUGAUGAAGCAACAUUGAAGAGGCUUCCAAUGGAUGAUGAGCUAAUCAAGAAGGAUUCGUUUCAAAUGUCACCGUUUCGGUACGCAGAGCUGCGGUCUCCAUGGGACACAAAAUACACUGGAGAAUGGAUGGAAUGCAUGCGGACUGAGACUUCGGCUGCGGGAGACAGACUCAACGUAUUAUGCGCUCGAUGCAGUGAGGAAGCAGUGAGACGUUCUACCGAAAAUCUGCGCAGGUUUGAAACCUUGGAGCAAAAGAGACAUUUCCUUGAACGAGCAAUAUUCACGGCUGUGAGACAUGACCUACGAGGCGUUUUAGACGUGUAUCUGAGCUAUGUGUCCCAGAAAGAGAGUAACGUAAUCCUAGACAGAGACAUCAUGGACCAAUUAGGAUCACGCAACGAACGAAGCUUGAGGUGUUCUGCAGAGUCUUCGGUAAUUGGAAACCUUGAUAGUUUUACAGACAGUAGCAAUAGAACUGUCCUUUUUUACGCAAAGUCUGAGACUGUUUGUAAAAUGCUCCUUCCUUACUGCGACACGGGAAUUCUUGAUAAGGAUGGAAACACAAUGUUGCACAUUAGUGCGAAUGAAGGAAAUCUAGAGACAACACAGUUUUACCUCGCACAUUUAUCCAUUAACAAUAGAAAUGGAGACUUUCAAACUCCUUUGCACUUGAGUGAAGAUGCAGAGAUUGUGAAGCUACUUCUUCCUCUUUAUCCCUCAGUGAAUGUUCUCGAUUAUAAGCAACGAACUCCUAUGGAUAGAUGUGCAGAGAGAGAUGAUUUGGAGGCCAUGAAGUUGUUACUCCUUCGCACUCGGACAUAUGACACACAUCACAUGAGACCGAAGACAACGCUUCAUGAGGCUUCUGACUCUCAUUCCCUUAAAGCUGUGACGUUUCUUCUACCUCACACAAAUGCGCACAUGCUUAACUGCGAACGACAAACGUGCUUAGACGUUGCUUGGACAAGUUUGAAAUGUCUGUGGAGUUGGGAUUCCAACGUUGUGAGGUGUCUCAUCCCACACUCUCUCGUGAACUCACCUGAAACGUUCGGCUCAUCACCGUUGUACGUCUGGGCGAAAGAUGACGGACCGAAAGUGAUGCAAACUCUAUGGCCUUAUUUGCGACACAGUGACCCUAGGCAUGCACAGAGGAUCAGCAGAAGCUCGGUGAAGGUGAUUCACCAACGCGAAUGUGUGCAAGAUAUGAUAGGAGAGAAGGACUGGUGA